This is a messenger RNA of Phoenix dactylifera (date palm), 769 nucleotides long. RefSeq lists its product as uncharacterized. NCBI's taxonomy places the organism in Eukaryota, Viridiplantae, Streptophyta, Magnoliopsida, Arecales, Arecaceae. Gene Ontology annotation, cellular component: oligosaccharyltransferase complex. The record is from RefSeq and is a predicted model, not a curated record.
CGGAGCAAUUCUUUGUCUGAUUAAUACUUCUAUUAUUACCAUCAAGCCCUACGCUGGAGUUCAUAACCCUGGAAGCGGAGGAAGGCCGGAAGAUCAAGCGUCCGUCUCCGUCACCUUCUCCUUCGUUAGAUGGCACCGAAGCCCAUAUCGAGCCCGGUGCCCGUCGCGUGGUAUCCGUCGCUGGCCGUGCUGAUGCUUUCCAUCGGUCUCCUCGUCACCGCCUCCUUCUUCAUCUAUGAAGCUACUUCAUCCAGACGGAACCGUAGCCUAUCAAAGGAGAUCGUAACUGGGGCCAUGGCAUCUAUAUUCUUGGGUUUUGGAUCUCUGUUCUUGCUCCUUGCAACUGGUGUCUAUGUUUGAUACCAGAAUUUGACCCAAAUGCGGCUCCAGAGUUCUUUAAGAACCAAGAGAAUUUUGAUUAUUCAACAUACUAGUUGGGUUUAUGCCUGCUAUAUGGAAUUUGAGGGUCCCUCUCUGGAUCUGAAAUGCAAGACAUGACAGCACGUGAAUCUGAAGAAAUUUUGUUUCAGUUUUUAGAUGCAUUCUAGUUUGGGUAGUAUAUCACUGCAUGAUUUGAUACGACUCCAACAACAAUUUUUUAGCCCUGAAGUGGCUUUGAACCACAAUUUUCUCCACAGUUUUCAAGCAUACCCAAUUUAACUCAAUUUUUGAAGUUGGGAGCCAUGAACUAGCUACAUGCUCUUGCUUUUGAUUGCUUGCUGCCAGGGUGAUGAAUGGAUAGUUGGGACCAAACAACUGUUGGAAUCAA